This is a messenger RNA of Gaeumannomyces tritici R3-111a-1, 240 nucleotides long. RefSeq lists its product as hypothetical. The coding region runs from base 1 to 240 and encodes 79 amino acids. The transcript has a single exon. The record is from RefSeq and is a predicted model, not a curated record. NCBI's taxonomy places the organism in Eukaryota, Fungi, Ascomycota, Sordariomycetes, Magnaporthales, Magnaporthaceae.
AUGUCGAUGAGGAAGUCGAACAUGUCCGACUUGGCCAGGGCCGAGGCGAUGUCGGAGCGCUGCAGGGUGCGGCGCUUGUUCUCCUCGGCGUGGAUCCAGGCGCGCAUGGUGAGCUCCGUGAUGAAGAUGUCGCAGCCCUUGGCGAAGAGGAUGGGGGCCUCGGCCGAGAUCAUCUUAACCUCUGGGUCGGCCUUCAUGACCUUCUUUAUCCGGGCAAGGGGGAGCUGGUGCAGCUUGUAG